Messenger RNA from Fomitopsis serialis, 3165 nucleotides. RefSeq lists its product as uncharacterized. Gene Ontology annotation, cellular component: telomerase holoenzyme complex. Bases 1 to 3165 code for a protein of 1054 amino acids. Gene Ontology annotation, molecular function: protein binding; telomerase RNA binding; telomeric repeat DNA binding. The record is from RefSeq and is a predicted model, not a curated record. The transcript has 5 exons. Gene Ontology annotation, biological process: nuclear-transcribed mRNA catabolic process, nonsense-mediated decay. NCBI's taxonomy places the organism in Eukaryota, Fungi, Basidiomycota, Agaricomycetes, Polyporales, Fomitopsidaceae.
AUGUCGGAGGAGGCAGCGCAAAUCGCGAGAGAGGCGAAGGGCCUCCAGCAAGGCCUGAAGGAUUCGCUAAAGUCUAAAGAUCCGUGGGAUAAGGAUGUGGAAUUCCAGCGCAAAAAUCUUCGACGGCAGUACCUACGCCUACUCUUCGUCUACCCUUAUGCUGCUGAAUCGCGCGAUGUGGACACCCACCUCUGGAUGUCGACGUCCUACCAGUUCAUCUCGAAGUACAAGGAACGCAUAGCCAACCUCGACCGUGCCAUCAACCGACAUCAACAGCAACAGCACCAGCAACAGGGCUCGUCGCGACAGCAGUCGGGACAGCAGCGAGUCGUUGAGCAUCGCAAACUCCUUCAACGCUUUUCUCAGUUCCUUGCCGAAGAACAUCGGUUCUGGAGGCAACUGGUCGUCCGGAUACACCGCGUGUUCAUGCUGGAGGACGCGAGUCGUGCGCUUGACGCUCUCCAUAUCGACACGGAUGACGCCCCUGCUCCCGCUGACGGCGCUGCCCCGAGGCGUAAUCAGCACCUGUUCCCGCAGGAGGCGGAUGUGGCGUCCCCAGAAGCGGCAUCAUCGACGCCCGGCGAGCGACAAACCAUGAUCGCGGUGAUGAGCAAGGCGCUCGUGUGUCUUGGUGACAUCGAGCGGUACAAGGAGCUGUACAACGAGAAGGGCGGUCGGCCGCGCGCAGGGCAUGAGGAGGGACCGUCUGCGGCGCCGGCGAGAGGUGGGAGGGGUCGACGCGGGGGCGGGGCAGCCCCAGCCCCAGUGCCACGUAUGCGCAACUACGAGAAGGCGCAGCAUUGCUACGAGGAGGCAAGGCGGCUGCUCCCGAGCGAUGGCAACCCGUCGCACCAGCUCGCCAUCCUGGCGACCUACCAAAAGGACACGUUUGGCUCGCUCGUCCAGUACUACCGAUCGUUGUGCGUCCGCAACAGGUACGAGCCAGCGUCAGAGAACAUGGACACGACGCUCGCGCGCGCAUGGGAGCAGUGGAAGGCAAAGGAAGUGCGGCGGAGCAGAGAGGCGGAGACGGACGGCGCGGCGGAGACAGGUCCGAUUGCUCCCCGACUGAGAGUUGAGGCGUUGAAGGAAAAAGUGAUUGUUAUGCAUGCAAUGUGGCGAGUCUCGACCGAAGAUACUACACCCUCGCUGGAGGCUCACUCGCGGAAGAUCGUCGAUAGCUUCAACGAGCUAGUCUCUGAACGUAUCCUGCCGCUCGACAUGAUCUGGAAGGUAGUCAUCCUGGCACAGGGCGCUCUCUGGCGGCAUCGCUCCACGCGCCAUCCAACACGAAAUCUCACUCACGGCAACAAGCUGGCGAGCGCCAUAGCGAUCGAAUCACAUAUCGCGACGCACAUCAUUGCCUUGCAUCGCGCCCUGCUCGAGGUCGGCAUCAUGCAGGUGGCCGAGGCCUCGCAGGAGGACGGGGGUAAGCAAGAUCUCGCGCAGUGCAUAACCGCGGUGUUCCGUAGGGCCCUGCCUGCCCUGCGUCUAGCCAGUAAGUGGCUGCGAGCGAACUUCAAGUACAUUCUCGAGCAGUCGCGCACUGACCCUGCCGGCCGUGCUGAGGCCAACGGUUCGGCCGAGGCCUUGGGCAGCGGUGAUCGUCGUAUGGACAAGCGGCAGGAGAGUCGCAGACGCUCCAACAUCCCUAAUGUCACGAUCAGCGGCACGCAGGAGUUCUGGCAUGCGUAUGUAGAAUUCGCGACGGCGCUGCUACGCACGUUCCCCGUGGAGAGUCUGCCUACUCUGUCUGUGCCUUUGGAAGAGGAUGUGGAGACGACAGGGUUCUUGCCUCUCAAGCGCGCGGCCACAGCAGAGGCAGGCUCUACUGGGGCCCAUGUCAGCUCACCUGGCGGCGCUCAAGGGGCGCAUCCCAAUGCCGAGUUUUUGAUGAGGAUACAGGAACUAUUGCUCGACGCUCAAGCACUGGCCCAAGAAGAGAACUCUCCUAUCUUAGUCGUCGAUGAUCACUUCGUCGUAAGAGGUUCCAUCGCGGUAUCUACGGUUCGCCCCGUGAGCAGUGAUCUUCCCAAUGCAUCACGCGUCAUCGGUCCUAUUGGCGAUCCCAGUCAUGCUGUCGGUGGUGUCCUCGACCAGGUAGAACAGGCCGAUCACGAUGACGACGACGAUACUCGCACUGAGAUUACACGCACCGAUGACGAUCCUGUUACUCUGGCGUUCCGCGAGGUGCUCAAGACGGAUAGCGAGGAUGACGAAGAGGAAGACAGAAUUGUGUACCCUAGGACCGACUACCCAGAUGUAGCUGCGGUAAACCCAGCAUUAGGGACGCCGCACAUGUACGCGACGCCCCGCAAUGCUCCUUUAUCGUCUCCGCCCCCAUUGUCUCCAAGACUUCCUCGUCCAAAAAGUCCUCUCGUACCCAUCUCGAGUCCACGCGGUAUGGCGCCCAUUUCCCCCCCUCGUGGUAUGGCGCCCAUCUCUCCCCCUCGUGGUAUUGCACCCAUCUCUCCCCCUCGUCAUGCGCCGAGUAACGGCAAUGCGCUGCCGCCACUAGCUGUCACCAAGUUUCAAGGAACGACUGCCCAGGACCUACUGAUGGGGCUACGUCGAUCCAGCGCGCAUUCACGAACACCGUCUGCUCCCCAGCCCCAACUCUUGUUUGGUUCAGGCAAUGCGACGUCGAUAUGGUCUACUGAGCGUGACAGGAACCCGCUAGGCUAUCGGGACACUCCGGUCACGACUACUACUGCUUUUCCAUCGUAUCCACAGCCGUCCCAGCCAUCGUUGCCGUCCACACUGUCUCCCGACAGGCCCCAGCGUCAGUACGUGGAUAAUCCGGCGCUCCCAUUCCCAGCGCAGCAGCAGCCUUACUCCCCGUUCCGAGGCCACCAGAGGAUCUCUUCGCUCAACCUUGGGUUGUCGCAGGGUCUUCCCAGCCACGGGUCUGGUCCUCAUUAUACAGUCUCUGGAGGCUAUGCGCCAUUAGCGGAAGCCCCAAGUGCUCUGUACCAGACGGGUCUGCCGUCUGCCUACGUAGACCCUACGCUGUCUGCGGCCAACCCCUUGCUUCGCCAUCCUUAUUCGCCCAUGACUCAGGUGUCAUCUUCACAGCGAAUGCUCGACACGAGGGUUGGUCGCCCGCCUCCGGUCCUGCCGCCGUCCUGGAGCGGAGGCUCCCAGAUAUGGUCUAAUCACGGCUGA